Molecule: messenger RNA, 1142 nt
Organism: Osmerus eperlanus (European smelt)
Lineage: Eukaryota; Metazoa; Chordata; Actinopteri; Osmeriformes; Osmeridae
Product: BPTI/Kunitz domain-containing protein
Exons: 6
Coding region: 34-675 (213 amino acids)
Molecular function (GO): serine-type endopeptidase inhibitor activity
Source: RefSeq, a predicted model, not a curated record
UCUGCUGAAGGAAGCACAGACAACAGACGCAAGAUGAGACAAGUUCUAGUUUUUGGUGUUGCUUUUGCCUUAUUCUUCUUUGUUCAGUGUAUGCCAGAUUUCUGUACCAUUCCCAAGAAUGAGGGCACAGGCACAGACAUCCAGAUUGUUUUGUAUUAUGAUGCCAUCAGGGACAAGUGCUAUCCUUUCAGAUACACAGGAGUCGGAGGGAAUGGCAAUCGCUUUGUAAAUGAGAGGGAUUGCAUGAGGAACUGCUCUGCUAACGCAGAGGAUGUGUACCCUAUAGAUGAAACAAUAUCUUGUCACUUUCCGAAGGCUACUGGUGAAUGCUAUGGCCACUAUUUGCGUUUCUACUAUGACCCCAUCCAUGAAAAAUGCAAGUCAUUCUAUUAUACUGGCUGUGUUGGGAAUGGAAACAGAUACUUAAAUCCGUUCAAAUGCAACGCUACAUGUGCUAGUAUCAAAGAUGACGGUGAUACUGAUGAGGAUUUAGAAACAGACACACCAAUUGCAUUGAUUCUCGGAAUUGUGUUUGGUCUCGCCGGCGCAAUCAUCCUCAUCUUUGCUAUUGUCUUAACUAUGAAGAGCAAGAAUAAAUCAGAAAGUGCUACAAAGAAAAGCAAAGAACUUCAAUCUGAAGCACCUUUAAAAGACGAAGGCAUAGAAAUGGCUUAGUGGUGCCACCAGUUCAUCAAAUCAACGUCUUCAUCCUGGCCUUACUAAGAAUUGGUGGUGGGCAGUAACAAACAAUGACAGUACAAAACUAAGUGUUGUUUAUUGUCACUGUUUUGAUCAUGGGAGUGUCACAAUUUGUAUUUUCAUAUAAAUACAUAAAUAAAAAGGCAGGUGUCCAAAUAAAGUUAUGUGCACACACUUUCUUACAAUGACCGGACAUUUGGAACCCUUGCAAUGCCUAUUUAUCUUCCUCAACAUUGCAUUUUUAGGCCUAAGUAAAUUCAGUUUUUGUUGCACACUAUAUGGCGUAGACUAGACCAACAAUAUGUUUAAUAGCUUCCACAAUGUGUUGCAUUUUUUAGUGAAUUCAUGUUUUAGUUUCUAAAGUGUAUUGUGGAAUGGGUGUUGUUGGGUGCAAUAAAAGGAAAUAGAUAAGACCUAUACUUACUAAUCAAUAUAUUUUCUAA